UGUGCUGGAAGGAAAUCUAAGAUGAAGUUAUGGGAUGUGGUGGCUGUCUGCGUGGUGCUACUCAACACUGUCUCCACCUUUCCUCUUCCCGCUGGUAAGACACCUCCUGAGAAGGCCCGCUCAGUGCCAGGAGGGACUGAAGAAGAGCACUCCUCCAGCAAGCUGCUGACUCCUUUUGCUGGCCCAAUGGACUCUAACAUGCCUGAGAAUUAUCCCAAGCAUCUUGGAGAUGUGGUGGAUUUUAUUCAAGCGACCAUCAAAAGACUGAAGAGGUCACCUGAUAAACCAGCUCAGUUUUUUUCUAGACGGGAAAGAAACCGGCAAAAUUCAGCAAAGAAGAAUAAUAAUUCCAGCAGCAGAAAGGGACGGAGAGGCCCAAAGGCCAAAAACCGGGAUUGUGUCCUACAAGAGAUACACUUAAAUGUGACUGACUUGGGUUUGGGAUACCCCACCAAAGAAGAGCUCAUUUUCCGAUACUGUAGUGGGACGUGUGAGUCCGCCGUAACCCUAUAUGACCAAAUUUUAAACAAUUUAACUCAAAAUAGAAAGUUGGUCAGUGACAAAAUCAGACCACAACCUUGCUGCAGGCCUAUUGCUUUUGAUGACGACCUUUCGUUUUUGGACGAUGACCUAACAACUUACCAUAUAUUAAGAAAACAUUCCGCUAAAAAAUGUGGAUGCGUGUGA
This is a messenger RNA of Gekko japonicus, 687 nucleotides long. It is a transcript of the gene GDNF, whose product is annotated as glial cell derived neurotrophic factor. Gene Ontology annotation, molecular function: glial cell-derived neurotrophic factor receptor binding; growth factor activity; receptor tyrosine kinase binding. The coding region runs from base 22 to 687 and encodes 221 amino acids. Lineage: Eukaryota; Metazoa; Chordata; Lepidosauria; Squamata; Gekkonidae. Gene Ontology annotation, biological process: peripheral nervous system development; negative regulation of neuron apoptotic process; positive regulation of branching involved in ureteric bud morphogenesis. The record is from RefSeq and is a predicted model, not a curated record. The transcript has 2 exons.